AACCCCUACACUCUCACUCCAAUGCACAAUGAGCGCGCACGACGCGCACUUGGCUCCGAGCGCGUCCAGCAGCCACGGAGUUUUUCCUGCAGGAUUAUGUGUCUGUGCGCAGCCCGGAGAGAGGAGAGGGACCGCGGGAAUAUAACUUGACUCGCUUGAGGAGUGUUUUGUCUGUGUUUCUGUGCGUUUUUGUGGAGAUACAAUGCCGUUUUGUAAGCGCACGAUACUUCCCAAAAAUGUGUGCAAGCCCCACGGCAGCAGGAGGAGGCUGCGGGCGGAGGUGUUCGGGGAGCUGGCGGACGUGUGCGGCUUGUCGCUGUGCGCGGUGCUGCGGCAGCUCUCGGAUCUGUCCCGGAGCUCGGUGAGCAUCCUGGAGGAGCUGGAGGGGGAGCUGGUGUCCGUGUGCCGGCGCUCCGGCGCUCUGGAGAGCAGGGUGCUCCGGCUGCAGAGGCACGUCUCGGUGCUGCUCAGCCAGCCUCCACCCAGAGCCACCAGCGGUCUCGAGGCAGAGAGUGGAAGGCGCGGCGUCAGCUGCAGCAGCCACGGCGAUGGCAACCACAGCAGCAGCGUCGGAGGAGGUGGCGGCGGUGGCAGCAUUGGUGGUGGCAGCGCGGCCCAUUUCAGGUCUCCAUGGCAACAGAGUGUGAACGUGUUUGGCUCGUGGAGCAGGCCGGAGUGUGUCGAAGAGCUUCACCAGCAGGCUCAGCUCAACCUCCAGAGCCUGCUGCAAGAGAACGAAGAGCAGUUGUACGACCCUAAGCUGACCGGUCAGACCUUUCGCCAUCCAUCCUCACAGGGCUCUGACGACACGUCCACAUCCGCCAGCCGGUCGCCCAUCUCCAUAAACAACAAGAGACCGGACUUCAUCUUUCUGCCAGCGUCCAAGCAGCUCUAUGAAGAUGAAACCGCCUCCUCUGUGUUUGGUCUGAGGUCUGUGAUCGACCCGUCUCCUUCUCCGUCCCCAUCCCCGUGUGGCUCAGAUCACCCCCCUCUGGGCUGGAGCAGCAACAACAGUAGCAGCAGCACAGCCACAUCUGCCACAACCGGACCACCCGUCGCAGAUAAACCUCGCUGGCACCUGGGCAGACGGGCGCCGGCUCACUUCUUACCGCCCGAUAUCACGGGUGAAGGGGGAGGAGUGAAGUUCCACGGCGUGGACCUCCUCCAGCACUCCCCAUCCCCCUCUCCCGGGGAGACCUUUUCCCAGCAGCCCCACUCUCUGGAGCUUGCUACAGACACCUCCCAUCAGAGCCUCCCACUUCGGAAGACGCACUCCGACCUCGACUCGGCUCUCGCCGCAGACAAACGUUUGGGGCAACGUCCUUCUGAACAGCUUCGCUCAGGAGUUAUGGACCAUUCUGGGUUGCUGUGCUCCAAUACACCAGCCACCUCCUGGAAUGGGCCUAAAGGUUCCACCUUUUCUCCCGGAGCAUGGAACGAGCCUUACAAUUACAGCAUGAGCAAAGGUCCAGCAGUUCCUCCUAAGCAACACAGCAUCAUCGGUAACGCAGGCGGGAUGCAGGACGGGGUCAUGCUGGUGAGCUCACAUUCCAGCCAGUCGUUGAGCUCACACUCCAGCUCUUUCACAUCUGUGACAGAUCCCUCUGGGAGGACAGGGAACAGCAUGUCAGCGGUAACGAUGGGGAAACGGAUUGAAACAGAAGGAGCGACAGCGGAUCGAGGAAGAGGUGGUGGCCGAGAUACGGGGCGAGGGAGAGAGAGGUCAGCUCGAUCCAUAGCAGCGCAGAAUGCCUUCAAGUUCCGGGAGCGUUCCCUUUCUACGCCGACUGAUUCUGGCUCCUUUUGCUUUACUGAGGCUGGUAUGGACCAAGACAUGAAUUUCACAUCCACUGGGAAUGGGAACACUAUGGCAAUAGACUAUCAGGAGCAUCACACCUUUCACGGUCGUGGUGACAGCUAUGCCCUCCUCUACCCCAGAGGGAGUUCUGAAGACAGUGCAAGUACAACGGACACAGUCUCUGUCACAGCCUCAGACUACAGCACAGAGGGACGGUUGCGACUUCGCUCACGUUCCAUCUCACUUAAGAAAUCCAAGCGCAAACCACCACCUCCUGUCAGGAGUGUCUCUCUUAUGAAAAACCUUGGAGAAGCUGAGGGGAGACUCCGGCAUGAGGGCGGUCUUUAUCGAGAUGGCAGACCAAAAAGCUUGCAUAUACCCAGGGACCACUUUCCAGACUUCCAGCCAGAUUUCCUUUUGACAAGCUCAUCUUGCUCCUCUAAAACCAGUGUCUGUGAAAGAGAACUAGGACAAUGUGGAAAUGAAGGACCUCCCAGUCUUGAGAUUCAUGCACCAGAAAGGGAAAGAGAAACAGAAAUGACCUUCUCUGCUCACUGGCAGUUGGGAGAGUGGAAAAGCAAUGACCCCUACAGAUCUUUGUCGGGCUCCAGUACAGCAACAGGUACUACAGUGAUUGAAUGUAUGAAAGUCAGAAGUAGCUCAGAAUCCCUUCUUGACUCUCCAUCCACCUCCAGAGCUACUUCCCCAUCCCAGCUCUCCAUGGAGACGGAUGUGAAGGCUUCCUCACCUUUAAAACCUCCAGGACUCAUAUCACCAUCGAGUGGCUAUUCAAGCCAGUCAGAGACUCCCACCCCAACUGUUCCAAUCAGUCAAGGUACAGUAGGGACUAUAGGGUGCAAGAUGCGCCCAAAGAUCCCAGAGAGGAAAUCAUCACUACCGUCUCCAAAGGACCCUGCUGCCAGGUCAAGAUUGUCCUUUGAAAUGCCAGGGAAUGCACAUCUGGAGCUGUCAUUAAUCAAGCCAAAGCAAAAGGCAAGCAGGCGACAUUCAGACACAUCCACAGCACCAAAACCUGGAAAAAUCAGCCCCAGUUCCUCUCAGGCAUUGCCUGUGGUUACCCAGAAUGAGUUGAAGACCAUUAGGCUUCGUUCUGUUUCUCGUGGUGACCUAGACGAUUGCCCGGAUGGAGCCUCUGACACAAUUGAAGAAGAACAGCAUAGCAGAAACAUUGGUGAAAACCAAAGCCCACCACCCACUCUGCCAAAACCUAAACCACCUGUUGCCAUCAAGCCUCCAUUGCCGAAAAGACCCAUUAACCUUCUUCUUAAAUCCCCUUCUCCUACCUCCACCUCCCCUGUAGCUCUUGACUCGCCUCCUGGCUCACCUGUAGAACGUCCGGUGCCUCUAGGCAACAUCUACAAAGUCAUGAAAAAGCCCAAACCCAAAAAGCCAACACCACAAGCUCCAACAAAUUCCGCUGUUCUUCCAGAUUCUAAUUCCACCAAUGUGCCAAAGUCUACCUACGAUCACCAUUUCCUCCUUCACCCUCAAUCCCUCUUUGAUCUCCCCCCUCUCCCAGACCCCCAGCCUCUUUUGGAAGACCCACUUCUUGAACCUGAAUUUGAUGGUGAAUCAGACAGUUGUUUAGGGCCAGAGGAUGGAGGGUCUCUACCUUCUCCCUGCAGUAACAAAGAGACCCCUGAGCUCCAGGACAAGAGCAAGACACUUCCUUCACGGAUGACAAUCUCCUGCCUGGCAGAGCUGUCAGACAAAAAGAAAGCCAAGGUUCCACCUCCUGUCCCAAAGAAGCCAAAUGUAUUGCUUCUUCCCACAUCACACCAGUCUACAAAUGGCAGCACAGACCGACAGAACCAGACUGACAGCCCCGUGGGCUUACGGUCCCCUGAUGGAACAUUUGCACCAGAUGAAAUUGUUCCAACUCCCAGUGUUCCGGAGACACCUGAGCAAGAUGAGACCGACCUGGGAACAAAUGAGGACAGUUCAAAGGAGUCGUCCUUGCAAUCGUCGCUCCAGGAUUCUUUUACAGAACUGGAAGGAAAGGUGGCCAACACAAUCAUUGGAUCAGAUGAUUCAACCACAGAUGAGAAGGCUGUUCUCCACAUCACUGAGGAAACAGAUGACGACUUGUUGACCAGCACAUCUACGACUCACACCACUGAAGACCUGUUCACAAUAAUACACAGGUCCAAGCGGAAGGUUCUGGGUCGCAAGGAGCCAUCUGACUCUUUUGGCAGCCGCCAGAGCCUGGUGUCGCCUGUGAAGCACAGCACCAGCGGGAGUGACCUUCGAAAUUUUACCUUGGGGAGCAGCCAGAGGUCCAGCUCUCGCAAUGAGAACUUUAUGGCCCUGCUACAGAAGAAAGGCAGCAAGUCUUCCAGCGGAGGAGCAAGGGUAUCCGCCAUGGAGCUUCUGAAGAGCACAAAUCCUCUAGCAAGACGCAUCACAGAGUUUUCCUCCACCAUGGCAUCAAAUGCUGAGGGAGGAGAUGCUCCAUUUGGGACUGACACAUCCACUGAUCAAUGAAAGGAAGUCUUACAGAUGUUCGUCAGGCCUCUUUACUGUUUUUGGAGAUGCCAGCGCAUUCUACAACCCAACAAUCACGGAAGAUAUGAGUACUCACACUACAGUAGGAUUGCUCCAACUUCUGACGGACCAUUUCAACAGUCCAAAUUAGAUCUGAGCACAUUUUUUGACAAAAAUGGUCCUUCUCAAGGUUGGAGCACUAUGGUUGCUGGUCAAACCUGUCCAUGCAGACUCAGUGGAGAUAAAAGCAUUUUCCUCACUACAAAGACAUUACAAGAUUGAUGGAUUGAGGUCACAUUGUCAUCGCAGAGUUCAGUUUGGAUUCUCUGUGGGUAGUUUGAUGGAUGAAGAUGACACUGGGAAUGUAUAAAUCAAUAUACAGUAGUUUCCUUCACUUCUGGUUUCUUUGGGGUGAAGAUAAAGGAAGUGUUCAGUGACGGGUUGAAAGUAUUUGAACCUGUGACGACAUUGAUCUACAAGGAUACCACAAAGGAUUAGUAAUCAAAGCGUUACGUGGAGUAGACUGAAGAAUAUCUGGGACUUGCACAAUCUGUCCACUACUGUUCGGACAGCCACGAUCAAUUGUUUUGUGAUCUGGUAACUGAAGAAGGUAGAAUGACUAGACCACGAACAUGGUGGUCCCUGCAAUAGCCUAGCAGACCUGUCAUUUUCAACAGCAAAGGGCCAGAUUUACAAAACGAAACUGCAUGGGGGCUUUGUUGCCACCAAAGACGAGGCAUGAGCAUGUCCCAAUUUGUGUUGAUCGUACUGUGAAUGUGGACCAUCACAAAACAUUCCACAGAGGCACCAAGUAAACGGACGACACUUUGGAACGCAAAGCACUUUGGUUUUUCGUUGGCCUUGGAGGUCGCCUGUGUGGUGAAAUCAACUUACCGCUGCAUUUUUCUCAUUGUUUUUCCUCAUCGGCCAUUAUCUUUUUAUUCUGUGUUUAGAUGUUGUUGUUGCUCCUAUUUUUAUACAUUCUAGAUGGUCAUUUAUUGUACAUGUUUAAUGAGAUCAUCCUGUAUGUAUCUGUACAAAGAUAAAUGUAAAGCAUCUAUCGACGGAUUUCAGACAUAAAGACUUAAAAUAAUGUACAAAGCAGCAUAAAGGUGGACUACAAACUGCCCACACAAUGGAGUGAAAACACACGCACGCACGCACACACGCACGCACGCACACACGCACACACGCACGCACGCACGCACACACACACACACACACACACACACACACACACACACACACACACACCUAUACAUAAGGCAUGUUUGCCAUGAAGGAAAAACAGAAUAGGCCAGUCUAUUCAAGUGUGUGGUGAUAUGUAUGUGUGUGUGUGUGUGUGUGUGUGUGUGGAGGGGGGUGGGGGGCAGCAAUCAUGCCUGUUGAGUUUCUGUAGAGAGAGCAUGAAGCAGGCCUGGUUAUUAAACAGGGUUUUUAUUUGUUUUGGUCUCUGGUAUUGAGACCAAAGAACUGUUAGGAAUCACAAACAGACCACCGGGGACCUACAGUAACAGUCUGUAUGUAUGGGUGUGUUUCACUGAAGGACACAGAGGAUCAAAGACAGAGAGAGAAUGUGCACACAUGUAUGUAUGUAUGAUUUUGGGUUUGGAUAUUUUAGUGUGCCUCCUUACUAGCUUUCAUAAAAAGCGUUUGCGUGUUGGGAUGGUGUAAGUGUGCAUUGUUACCCCAUUUGCCCUCUUUUUUGGGGGGGGGUAUAGGAUUACAAUGACCUUUUGAAACCUCUUUAGGUGAGUCUUGCUACUUGGCGGAUACCUAUGACAUAACCCAACCCAACCAGAAGAGGGAAGUCUAACUGUUAAUUUGUCACUUGUAGAAGGUCACAAGUCAUAGCUAGUUUAACUUUUUGCUAACUCUCCCCAAAGACAACGUUAACAUCCCUUCUAACCUUUUCCCGCACACGGUAAAAGGGUUUUAUUGAGGUGUGUUUCCAGCUGGCUUGGUUGUAACACUCUUUAGGAAGAUGUAUGUUUGUGAAAGUUCAACAAAGUCAAUAGAAAUUUUUAAAAUGUAAGUAAACUGUCUUCAAAAAGUACCCUGAAAACAGUCCUGGAAAGGGAGGUAGUACUUCAGAAAUGACCUGGAAACAUCUGAUGGGUUGAAACGUUCCUAUAAAGACCCAAAGGCCAAUGCCUGCUGCUUGGUAACAUUUCAAUAGCCAGUAAAGAAGCAAUAAACACCAGCCUUUAUUUCCUCAAAUCCACCUUGUAGCUCAGAUCUUAGAGGACGUAGGAACGUUCCGGGUUGCAUCAAGGAAACGUACCUCUACAAGCAACCCAACUUAUGACUCCAUUUGAUAUUGGGACCAAAGUUGGAUGUUAAAAGAAGUUAUCCUUUUAAACCAGUUCUAUGUGGGAAACAGAGUUCCACUGAUAGCUGUUGUGUCCCAUGAUAUGUGGAGCCAUGCCAAAUUACUAGGCUCUAGAAGUAGAACAGUGACGAGUUAAAUCAGGUUUUAUUUGUGAUUUAUUGGGUUUGUUGCGUAUUCUAAGUGCUGCCAGUUUGAAAUGACGCUGUUACCGUGAAUGGCUUAACCACUGUUAGUUUUGCCAAUGGUGCAAAGGGUGAAAUGGAGCUUGCCCUCGAAAACAACAAAAAUUCUAAAACCAUGAAAGGUUUCAGAGCCUUGACGAUUACAGGAGAAUAAAAACAUCUGGGCUCUAAAAGAUUUCAGAACCAAAGAGAUGCUGGGAUCGUAAGGACGGCAAAAUCAAAAGCGUUCUGGUACCAGGUCGGUUUGAUUAGUGGAUUUUGUCGUUUGGAUGAACAAGUUCUGUCACCACCAAGGAUCCUAAGCUGUCUGACAGGAAUUGUGAUUCUAGACUGAGGGAAUGUUGUGAGACUCUCUAGCUGACAAAUUGGGAGCCUGAUGGUUCCCUCCAUCUGUUAACAGAGUGAUAUUACAGCAUCUGAAGGGUUCUGUUUGUUUUGCCCUCCCUUCUGUACGCUCUGCCCCUCUGUUCGUCGCAGAGAAGCAGCACCGAUCUGCAUCACCCACCUUCUCACAACACCCAGGACUCCUCCCCCCUUUCAUCCCAGUCAGAGUGUGUUCUCCAUCUGCGUGGCUUUCCCUCUGCUGUAACCUCCCAUCUGGCAUAUACUGCACUACCCCUUAGUACCAUUUCAUCUUUCUGUCUGCUUUCCCCUCUUUUAGCAUCCCCAUCUCUCUCUCCUCGUAAUUCCUUGCUGAUUCUUUAUCGUCUGUCUGUUCUUCCUCACUGCGUUCAGUCUUAGAAGACACAAUGCAGGAUGAAUGUCAAGGAAAAAAGAGGCAGUUCUUUAGAAAAAUUGAGCACUUUCAUGUUUUUCAUAUUUGCCAAAAUAGCCCCAUAGAUGGAUGAAUGAACUGAAUCACCAAGGCACAUGCUUUAUCCCAAGGGACCGUAUCCCCUGACAUGUUUUGGUCUCUGUCCUUUUUCUUGUUUGUUCUGGCUCACCGUUGGGAUGUUCUGAUAAGCUCUAACACUCGGUUAAGGAUCAGACACAUACAUGCUUCCAUCUCCCCCAGUCCCAGUAGACAAAAAUCUCUCCUGGUGCUCCCCCUUGUGGAUAAAAAAGGUACUGACACAUGAAGAGGAAAAGAAGCAUACACUCCUUCACACACAUCUCUCUUCCCAGCAGCAAUCCUUCAGGUACUCCAUCUUACCAGGAAAAAUUAUUCUCAAAAAAGCAUAAAUUAUCACCAUGUGUGAUAACUAGUGGUGAUACUUGUUUUAAAUAUUUAGUGAAUGAAAAAGAUAAACCUAUAAAGUUCUGUGUUUGUUUGCCUUGUAUACUGAACUAUGGGCAUUGCUGCAGCACCUACUGUGGUUUUCUUUGUUUUUAUGUUUCUGAUGACAUCAUUUGAUUUAUUUCUGCUACCUUCAUGGUGGACACACAAGUAUUGGGCCAAAAAACAGUAAACCGCAGGAACUCAAAUCUAGUCGGACAAAUAUUUGCUUACAUCUGCAUUCCUACACAGGUGUGCAGGUGUUCCGUAUAAUAUCCUUCAGAUUUGUUGCCGAGAUGAAAUGUGACCCAAGGGAGGACAUGGGUGUUUUUGGGUCCAGUCCAGAUGAGCGGGAGCCGAAACAAAGAAUACGAAUGCAGCGUCAGGAGCAGAAGAAUGUGUUUAAAGGUGUGGUUCUCUGAAAAAACAUUUUUAAAUGAUUAUUUCUGAUUAUAAUCGGUCAUUCCGGGUUUUUCACACAAGCUGAACAUGAAAAUAGUUUCCUACACUUGUCUCCUGCAUAAACGUCUGAUAGAAAAUAGAUGAUGAAAUUCUAGGAUGUGAAAAUCCUGACAGAGCUACGUCACACUGUCACUUAACAUUCAUGGACUCACCCAUCUUGACUCAUGACGGGGAAGGCUCUUGUUGGUUUAACGUCCAGGAAACAGCCGAGAACGUCUCAGCUAGUAGAAGCUAACUGUUAGCAUUAGCAACACCACCACACAGCAGAACUCCUCCAGGCCUGUGUUAUUUGUGGAGAUAAAACAUCAACGUUGCAAAGCGAACUGAGUUAGUGGUAGUGUUGUUUUGCUAUUAUCCAAUCAGAGGUGAGAUGUCCAUAGCCCCAGUCGGCCCCAGCCUGGCCCGGUUGAUUCCACACAUCCUUGCCUUAAGCCCAUGUGGGCUGAUUCUACCCCCCAAUCAGAGGCUUGCUCUAAUGGAAGGUGUGAAUUUGCUGUCAGCAGUGGGUGUGUUGGCCCCGGUCGGUCUGAAGCAGACCCCCUCGAGAAGAGGGCUGAGAAUGAGCCUUGGUUGGCCCGGAAAAAUGCCAGGCCACCCAGAUAUGUAAACAACCUACGCUACCCGGCCCGGGCCGACCCGGUACAGAUGGGAAUGGCCCAUAAGGCUCCCAAACCUGCCGUCUGACGCUGAGCUGUGACGUGGGUGAUUGGUAAUUCCUUGAAAUGGUGCAUGGUAUGUUUUUCUAUGUGACGUGAAAUUGACAAACUUUUCCAAUCUGAGGGGUUCCCCGUCUCUUUUCUGUUGAUGGCUAAUGGGAUAGGGGUAGAAGACUAUUUUCACGUUCAACCUGAAUAUUCAACUCAGAGUGAUGGAUCAUAGUUCAAUAGUAACAAGGAAAAAAUGUUUCUCGGUGAACUUGGUCUUUAAUCUAUGUGAAAACAUGCUUCUCUAUAAAGGGUGUGUUUGUAAAAUGCGAUGAAGAUUUCUAUGAUGCCAGGUGAGGCACUGACAAGGAUAUGUGUCACUGUAUGCUGGUAUGAAAGGAAGCAUUCUCUCAUAUAAAGGUGUUUAUUGUUUAACCCUCUCAGGCUCACAAUAAGUUUUGAUAAAAGGACGAACAACUUAGUCCUUCAGGGGUACAUCAGAGUUAAAAAAUGCUCAUGAAAUAUGUGGAGUAACCAGGUAGGUAGGUUUUAAAGUUGCAAAACUGCAACGCCUGCCUCCAGAGGGUUAAUAUCAACAUGAAUAUGUAGUUUUUCCAAGAAUUUCUCAGAAACAAAGUUGCUUUAGAGGCAGAGACUACAUGGAAGCUCCAAAACCAGCUGACUCGUUACUGCCCACACAGAGCAAUAUUAACAAACUUAUGAGAUUUGCCAAAGGUGACAACUGACUGUCUUUGUCUCACAGAAAUAUCAGAGCAGUGAGCUUAAGUGUCUCUGAGCAACUAUGCAUCCAAGAAAAUCAGAAAAACCCAUCUAUAAAAUAUGUUUUAUUGAUCUGUAAAGAUGAUUAUUUAGAACAUUCACUCUAUUAUCCCGUCUAUGUGAGGAGACGGGCUACAGGGAGAGCAGACAGAGGGAAAAUGGAGAGUUUUAUUUAGCUCACUGUGGGGCUUAUUAUGCGGACAUCCACACAUGUCAUCAUCUCCUGCACCACCAUCUCAUUUCUCUCACCACGUCUCAACUGUUUCGCAUGUCAGAAAAUAUGUUUGUUAAAAAGAUUUUCCCCUUCUGUUCACUCUUGUUUGCUUUAAGGCAUGGUGAAGUGGUGCUGUGUGGCUUACAGGUUAGAUUAGCAUCCACAUGAUCAGAUAAUAGUUUUUGUGCUGGAUUAAAACGACAGAGUUGUGUUGUUCACAUUUUAAGAGCAAAACCAAGCAUUGAAGCUAGUCAGAAGAAAAUAAAAAUUAGGAUGAUUUCUUUUUGUUUCGCUUUUUCAAUUUUGAAGAUUGACGGAGUUCAACGUUAUUUAGAUUCAAGUCAAACUUUCCUCAUUUAGUGUCUCGGGUAAAGGCAAUGCCAAGAUUUAAGUUGAAAUGUUGAGAAUAAAAUGAAAUAAGUUUUUGUUAAACUGUUAAGAAUAAUGUGUGUGUGUGAAAAGUUCAUUUGCAAAAACAGAUAACUUUGUUCUUAUCAAUUUUCCAUUAAUUCAUCUUUUUAAAUGAUUUAUUUAACUUGAUAUCAGACAAAAUAAGAUUUGUAGAUUUUCACCAAAUGGCUUUUAUGUUUUUUUGCAAAUGAAGUUAUCAUGUUUACACCAAAGCCAGUGAACAGGGAAAUUAUUGUUCAGAUGAAAUAAAAAAUGUUUGUAUUCAAAUCACAGUUUUAAUAAAACAAUGUCAAUGUUGAGAUUAGGAGAGGAAAAUUAGCUAUUCAAGUCAAAAUAUUCAGGAAAUAGUAAAAAAAAAAAAAAAAGAAAGAAGAAGCUCAAAAUAGGGAGAUGUCGAAGGAUCUUUGUGAAUGCUGAGGUUAUCUGAACAUUAAAGUUAAAUUUAGAAAUAAUAUAAAUACAUUUUAAUAAAGUUAAAAUUUUGAUAAGAAGUUAAACUUAAAAUCUAAACUACAAAAUAACAUCUUAAAGCACUUCCUUCAUUUUUCCAUAAUAAGAGUCUAAUUCACACAAACAUGUUUCAACAUGCUUUAAAACAUUUAAAGAUUAAAACAUUUUGUUGAAAACUCCUUUUAAACAUGGCAUCCUGGGGAUUCUGAGAGGUUUUCUACAGUUUGUAAAGAAAUACAUGAAGGAAGAGUUCACAUUUAAUUUAAAACCUACUUAAAGAAUCAGAUCUAAAUGGUUCGUUAAACAAUGCCAUACGGGUAUUUUAAUAUUUCUUUUUAGUAAUGUUCAACUUUAUUAUCAACUUUGAAAAUACUAAGUAAACAUUUUUCCUCAACAUUUCCACUUUACACCCCCCACCCCAGCCCCACCCCAUACUCCACCAUGCAAAUAUUAUGUAAAUGUAUUUCAUUCAUUUUUAUGUAGUUGUAGAUAUGGGACCCACAUCUAGACAAAUACUUUUGCACCAAAAACACCUCCAUACCUAAAUCCCUCGAGGCGAUUUAGCUAUAGCCGUAGAUCUCAAUGUAAUGGGCGGUCAGUAACUUACCAGGUUCAGUUGUUCACAUCCAGUCAACGCCCAUGGCUCUUGACUUACUGAACUAUAUGUCAUAUCUGAAAUACAAGAGAGUGAAUGAAGGCGGAAAAUGUCACACAAAACCCCUUUUGAAGCUUCCUUAAUUUGAAGGCAAAAGGCUGGGCAUCACAACAAACUGGUUCCAUCACUGAGAAAAUCAACUUGAAGCAAAGUAUCCACAAAAAGUUCCCCAGGUUCAGUUCAAACCCGAGCUGUUGCUGUUUAGGCAGCUACUAAAGGCACAGAGAUGAUAAUUAGAGGACAAACACCAGACAGAUGUAUUUGAAUUAUUCUAUUUUUGUUAUUUCCUAAUAUGAAAAAUACAUAUUUAAAAGAAUAUUCAGUGUAUGUAUUGACUAUCCUGUUUUCUUGGCCCAUCCGACGGUGUGAACUGUAGCUGCAAGGUGGCGUCUCACUCACACGCUCCCUUUUGCAGCUAUGCAAUGCCAAUGUGAUGAAAAUAUUAUAUGAUUAUAAAUAAAUUAUUUUCUUGCCUAAAA
Molecule: messenger RNA, 12128 nt
Organism: Nothobranchius furzeri (turquoise killifish)
Lineage: Eukaryota; Metazoa; Chordata; Actinopteri; Cyprinodontiformes; Nothobranchiidae
Source: RefSeq, a predicted model, not a curated record